Molecule: messenger RNA, 1479 nt
Organism: Rotaria sp. Silwood2
Lineage: Eukaryota; Metazoa; Rotifera; Eurotatoria; Philodinida; Philodinidae
Source: the annotation of a GenBank genome assembly
AUGGAACCGGUUGUAUCACAACCAGAUGUUGUUUCAAAACGAGCAAAAUUUGCUUAUAGCGUUGGUCAUGUUCUUAAUGAUCUAACAGCAUCAAUGUGGUUUUCUUAUUUAUUAGUUUUCUAUCAUCGUAUUGUGAAUUUUACGAAUGCAUCUGCAGGUUAUUUACUUUUAAUUGGACAAGUAGCUGAUGCUUUAGCAACAACAUUUGUUGGUUUUGAAUCUGAUCGAGUACGUACUGGUUUAUUUGGUUAUGGUCGAAGAAAAACUUGGCAUCUUAUUGGUGUUAUCAGUGUACUGAGUUCAUUUCCAUUUUGUUUUAAUUUAUGUGUUGGAUGUGCAAAUAGUGAUUUAUGGGCACAAUUUUUCUAUUAUGCAAUGUUUAUUAUUAUCUUUCAAUUUGGUUGGUCAUGCUCACAAAUUACACAUUUAGCAAUGAUUAAUGAAUUAACGCAUAAAGAUGGUGAACGUGUUGCACUUAAUUCAUUUCGUUAUGCUUGGACAGUAGCAUCAAAUAUAUUUGUUUAUGCAAUAGCAAGUGUUUUAUUAGGUGUUCAUACUGGUUCUGAUAAAACAGAUAUAACACCAGCUGAUGCACAUAUAUUUCGUACAUUAACAUUUACUGUUGUUGGUAUUGGUCUUCUUUGUAUGAUUUUUUUUCAUGUUGGCUUAAAAGAAUCAGAUGUACCAGCUGAAGAAACAGAAUAUCGUUUACAAUUAUCUUUAACUUCUAGUGGAAGAUUAAAACGAAUGACAUGGAAAAAAUUUUUACGUGAAAAAGAAUUUUAUCAAUGUGCGCUUAUUUGGAUGUUUACACGUGUUAUUCUUAAUGUUACACAGGUGUUUCUACCAUUGUAUAUAAUUGAUACAAUCUCAACACUUAAUCGAGUAUAUGUUGCUAUUGCUCCAUUAUGUUCCUAUGUUAGUGGUUUAGUUGCAUCAUUUCCUAUGCGUGCAAUAAAUAAACGAUUAGGUCGAAAAGUUACAAUGACUAUUGGUCUUGUGUUUGUAUUAGCUAGUACAGUAUUAUUUUGGUUUAUUUUUCAAAUAAAACCUUUUAUUAGAAUUGAAGUAACAUUAACAAUUGCUUGUGUUUUACUUGGUAUUGGAAUAUCAACAACAAACAUAUGUUCAUUUUCUCUUGCGUCUGAUUUAAUUGGUUUAAAUACCGAAUGUGGAGCAUUUGUCUACGGUAUAAUGUCAUUUGCAGAUAAACUUGCUAAUGGUAUAGUUAUUGCUUUAAUACAACAAUUUAAUCCGUGCAAAGCUGAUGCAACAGAGAGAUGUGAAUUAUAUUAUAGACAAAUAUUAUCAUUUAUACCUGGUGCAGUUGCUAUAUUAACAGUUGUAAUGACAUUAAGUAUAUCGAAUAUUGGUGGAAAUCGUCAUGAAAUGAUUGUAGACACACAGACUAAUUCUUUGCCAUGUAAUAAUUGUAUAGAUGAUACUGAAGAUGAUGAAAGAACACCAUUAGUAGCUUGA